Messenger RNA from Phaethon lepturus (White-tailed tropicbird), 849 nucleotides. RefSeq lists its product as uncharacterized. Gene Ontology annotation, cellular component: vesicle; cytosol; neuron projection. Lineage: Eukaryota; Metazoa; Chordata; Aves; Phaethontiformes; Phaethontidae. The record is from RefSeq and is a predicted model, not a curated record. The transcript has 7 exons. The coding region runs from base 1 to 849 and encodes 282 amino acids. Gene Ontology annotation, molecular function: Hsp70 protein binding; Hsp90 protein binding.
AUGUCCAGGUGGAGACCAGUGGUGAGUGGUACUCCUCAGGGAUCGGUGUUGGGACCGGCGCUGUUUAACACCUUUAUGGGCGACAUGGACAGUGGGAUUGAGUGCACCCUCAGCAAGUUUGCUGGCGACAUCAAACUGUGUGGUGCGAUUGACAUGCUGGAGGAAAUGGAUGCCAUCCAGAGGGACCUUGACGUGUUUGAGAGGUUAUUUCCGAACUGUGAAGUAGGUGCUUGCCACAGUAGAUCUUGGGACACUGAGGGACCUGGCUUUACAGGGAAUGCUUUCCAGCCUUUCCGUCUGAAGGAGAUGGAAGCUGACAGAGGAAAUGCUUGGGGUAUUCCUGUAUAUCAGUUUGUCCUUGUUAUUGCCAAUGAAGAAUUAAAGGGAAUAAAAUCUGGAUAUUUUAUAUUAAGGCAAACUGAUGAUAACAGGAUAGAGUGCAAAAUCUCUUACAAAGUAGAGAUUGAAAAGCUGGACUAUCAUUACUAUCUGCCUUUGUUUUUUGAUGGGCUUUGUGAAAUGACAUUUCCAUAUGAGUUUUUUGCUCGUCAAGGAAUCCAUGACAUGCUGGAACAUGGUGGAAACAAGAUUCUUCCUGUCAUUCCUCAGCUCAUUAUCCCAAUAAAGAAUGCACUAAGCCUUCGUAAUCGACAGGUCAUCUGCAUCACGCUGAAAGUCCUCCAGCACCUGGUGGUGUCAGCUGACAUGGUGGGGGAGGCCUUGGUGCCCUAUUAUCGACAAAUCCUCCCAGUCCUAAACAUCUUUAAGAAUAUGAAUGUAACAUAUGGAAUUCCACAAAUGCAAUGUGAUUCAGAUUACAACUGUGGCUUUCUAGAAUCUGUGGGAUGA